CACUAGUCAGGCUUGCGGUUCCUCUAGCCGCUCCGAGAAUCAUUACUGCGGAGAACGCCGAAGGGAAGCAUGCUGGAGCUCCAGAGGCCGGGCCACCCGGAGCAUGGUCCAUGCGCAGGAGCUGCAGUUUGAGCGCCUGACGAGGGAGCUGGAGGCGGAGCGGCAGAUUGUGGCCAGCCAGUUGGAGCGAUGCAAGCUGGGAUCUGAGACUGGCAGCAUGAGCAGUAUUAGUUCAGCGGACGACCAGUUUCGUUGGAAUAAUCAAGACAGACAGAAGGACAUCGAGGAGGAACUGACCACAGGCCUGGAACUAGUGGACUCCUGUAUCCGGUCUCUUCAGGAAUCUGGGAUCCUGGACCCUCAGGAGUUUUCGACAAGCGACAGACCAACCCUCCUGUCCCAGAGUUCCUUGCAGCUGAACGCCAGCGCGGAGGGCUCCUUUCCAUACUCCUCGGGGUACCACAGCAGCCAGACGCUGGCCCUGAGUGACACGGCGGCCCCCCAGCUCCCCACGCGCAGUGGGCAAGUCGGGGGGGCCGUGCACAGCUACAACCAGGUGACGUCCAGUCGCGCAGCCCAGCUGGCAGGGGAGGCCUCGCAGUCACAGUCACAGGACUCCUUCGCGCCGAGCCACGGCAGCGCCUUCCACCUGCCGGACUUGCCGCCCGCACUGCCAACACCCAUUUAUUACUCCUGCGCCACUCUGCCGGCGCAGCGUGUGAGCUCACCGCUGUCGGUGCAGGCGGCCGGCUCCCCUACGCGGUUGCAGCGGUUGGCGUCAGUCUCCGACGCGCCCGGCUAUGCCACCCUGCAGCGCAUCUCCUCGCCCAAGCCGUCACCCAGCCGGCUCGCCAAAUCCUACAGUGCCAGCUCCCCGGGGAACGCGGCGGCGACCUCAUCGUCCGGGCACGCUGGUGCCUCGCCACCUCACGUCUCCAGCUCCUCGCCCCUGCAUCAGCUGAGCUCCAUCAUUGGCAGCUACGCCACGCUGUCCCCCACCAAGCGCCUGGUGCACUCUUCAGACCAGUACAAGAUUUCCCACGACCUGUACGCCAAUGCCACCCUCCAGCGACCCGGCAGCCUCGCAGGAUCCAGGGGGUCCUACAGCAGCCAGCACAGCCAUUUGGGGUCUGAGGUUCGACCCCUGCAGUCUCCAGAGCACCACAUCGACCCGAUCUAUGAGGACAGAGUCUAUCAGAAGCCCCCGAUCCGGAGCCUGAGUCAAAGCCAGGGAGAUCCUCUGCAGCCAGGCACUUACCGAACCAAUACAGCCCCGCCCUCCCCUGGUGUGGACCCCACCCCCCUGCAGCGCACAGGCAGCCAGAACGCCGCCGGCGCCGCCUACCAGCGCGGCAGCUACGCCGCCGGCCCUGCCACCGCCGCCUACGCCGACCCGUACCGCACGCUGCAGUUCUGCCCCUCCACGGACUCUCCAUACAGCAAGUCAGGCCCCACGCUGCCCCCGGAGGGCACGCUGGCCAGGUCGCCCUCCAUCGACAGCAUCCAGAAGGAUCCCAGUGGGAUCCAGCAGAUCGCAGCUGUGCGAAUGUACGACCCCGAAUUCCUUGUCUGGAAUCAAAAUCAAGCCGAGAAAAGAAUGACAAAGGAGUUCGGCUGGAGGGACCCGGAGCUGCCGGAGGUGAUCCAGAUGCUGCAGCACCAGUUCCCCUCGGUCCAGUCCAACGCCGCCGCUUACCUGCAGCACCUGUGCUUCGGGGACAACAAGAUCAAGUCGGAGAUCCGGCGCCAGGGGGGCAUCCAGUUGCUGGUGGACCUGCUGGACCACCGGAUGAGCGAGGUGCAUCGGAGCGCCUGCGGGGCGCUGCGCAACCUCGUCUACGGCAAGGCCAACGACGACAACAAGAUCGCCCUGAAGAACUGUGGUGGCAUCCCUGCAUUGGUGCGGCUCUUACGCAAGACGACGGACGUGGAGAUCCGCGAGUUGCUCACAGGUGUGCUGUGGAACCUGUCGUCCUGCGAUGGUCUGAAGAUGCCCAUCAUCCAGGACGCACUGGCCGUGCUCACCAACACGGUGAUCAUCCCGCAUUCCGGAUGGGACACAUCCCCCCACCAGGAGGACCGCAAGCUGCACCUGCACUCCUCGCAGGUGCUGCGCAAUGCCACCGGCUGCCUGAGGAACGUGAGCUCGGCAGGGGAGGAGGCCCGGCGGCGCAUGCGGGAGUGCGAAGGCCUCACCGACGCGCUGCUCUACGUCAUCCAGACUGCGCUGGGCAGCAGCGAGAUCGACAGCAAGACCAUCGAGAACUGCGUGUGCAUCCUGAGGAACCUGUCGUACCGCCUGGCCGCUGAGACCUCACAAGGCCAGCAGAUGGGCACUGAGGAGCUGGACGGCCUGCUGUGUGGUGAUGCCGGAGGCAGCGGGGGCGGGGGCAAGGACGGCGAGAGUUCGGGCUGCUGGGGCAAGAAGAAGAAGAAGAAGAAGGCCCAGGACCAGUGGGAUGGUGUGGGGCCCCUCCCAGACACCGCCGACCCCCCUAAAGGCAUCCAGAUGCUGUGGCACCCCUCCAUCGUCAAGCCCUACCUCACACUGCUGUCCGAGUGCUCGAACGCCGACACACUAGAGGGCGCCGCCGGGGCACUGCAGAACCUGGCUGCCGGGAGCUGGAAGGUAGGCCCUACGUGGUCGGUGUACAUCCGUGCGGCUGUGCGCAAGGAGAAGGGCCUGCCCAUCCUGGUGGAGCUGCUGCGGAUAGACAACGACCGCGUGGUCUGCGCUGUGGCCACCGCACUCAGGAAUAUGGCGCUGGAUGUGAGGAACAAGGAGCUCAUCGGUAAGUACGCCAUGCGUGACCUGGUGCACCGCCUCCCGGGGGGCAACAACAACACCAGCAGCGGCGGCGGAGGCACAGCCAACGGCGGCGGCGGCUCCAAGGCCAUGUCCGAUGACACAGUGACGGCCGUCUGCUGCGCCCUGCACGAGGUCAUCACCAAGAACAUGGAGAACGCCAAGGCGCUGCGAGACGCCGGCGGCAUCGACAAGCUCAUCGGCAUCGCCAGGAGCAAGGGCGACAAGCACUCUCCCAAGGUGGUGAAAGCAGCCUCUCAGGUCCUCAGCAGCAUGUGGCAAUACAGAGACCUACGCAGCCUCUACAAAAAGGAUGGAUACGCGCAGUAUCACUUCGUUGGCUCUUCCUCGACCAUCGAGAGGGACCGGCAGCGGCCCUAUUCCUCUUCCCGCACCCCCUCCAUCUCCCCGGUGCGGACAUCCCCCAACAAUCGCUCAGCGAGCGCUCCGGCCUCGCCCCGCGAGAUGACCAGCCUAAGGGACAGGAAAGCAGACUACGAAUCGACCGGGACCAAUGCCGGUUUCCAUGGAAACAAGGGGGAGCACACCUCCCGGAAGGACGCCAUGGCAGUUCAAAUCACAAGCGGAACCUCAACGUUGUUCAGGAACUCAUACGUGACCCCUAAUGAAGACAUCAAACACACCCAGGUCCCUCUGCCUCUAAUCCAGGUCCCUGCUCAGCCCAUACCCCAGGACGGAGGCAGGAAGGACUACGAGGUGUACCCCCCCUUCCAGAACUCCACUCGGCAUUUCGAGGAGUCCUUCUUCGAGGACCCCACCCACCCACUCCCACGCCCCCCGCCCGCCACAGACUUAAACAUGCACCUGGGCCUCAAGUCCACCGGCAACUAUGUGGACUUCUACUCAGCAGCUCGGCCCUACAGCGAACUCAACUACGAGACGAGUCACUACCCGGCCUCUCCAGAUUCCUGGGUGUAGGGGGCCGCGUUCCCACCAGCGGCCAGGGUCUUGGAGUAGAUUGGGAGUUGGGAGAGGGUUUCUUGGGGUGGGGGCUUGCUGACUGAGCAUGUGCAUGAAUACAUGAAGACAUCUUUUUUCCCCCAGCCAGUUUAGUUUGUCGGAGUUUGUUUUUCAUAGAGAGGGUCUAGUGAGGUCUUUUAGCGGGAGGUGUAUGGGGGGGAGGGGGUUGUUUAAGUCGACUCUUAGCAAAAUAUGAGGCAGGCAGGGAAGGGAGGGGAGGCACAUGAAGCCAAGAUGGAUUUAGCACUGGGGGAAGCUGGGAGGUGGUGGACUGCUGAGGAUGUGCAGAGGGCAGGGGGCAGAGGUAAGAGGGCAGGGGACAGAGGUAAGAGGGCAGGGGACAGAGGUAAGAGGGCAGGGGGGCAGAAGUAAGAGGGCAGGGUAGCAGAGGGCAAGAGGGCAGAAGUAAGAGGUCUGGAGGACAGAGGGCAGGGGGGCAGAAGUAAGAGGGCAGGGUAGCAGAGGGCAAGAGGGCAGAAGUAAGAGGUCUGGAGGACAGAGGGCAGGGGGGCAGAAGUAAGAGGGCAGGGUAGCAGAGGGCAAGGGGGCAGAAGUAAGAGGG
Messenger RNA from Brienomyrus brachyistius, 4349 nucleotides. RefSeq names its product catenin delta-2-like. The transcript is spliced from 24 exons. Bases 104 to 3745 code for a protein of 1213 amino acids. Gene Ontology annotation, cellular component: plasma membrane; adherens junction; nucleus. The record is from RefSeq and is a predicted model, not a curated record. Gene Ontology annotation, biological process: cell-cell adhesion; cell-cell junction assembly; dendritic spine morphogenesis. Lineage: Eukaryota; Metazoa; Chordata; Actinopteri; Osteoglossiformes; Mormyridae. Gene Ontology annotation, molecular function: cadherin binding.